AUGGCAGCUAACCCACCGGAAGAAGGAUUCGACCAGGCAGAGUUCGAAGACGACGAGCUUGGAGAGGUGCAGAUCGAGACCUCGUCCGGCCGUAAGCGCCUUUUCAGCAAGGAGUUGCGCUGCAUGAUGUACGGCUUCGGAGACGACCAGAACCCGUACACGGAAAGCGUCGACCUGCUGGAGGAUUUGGUGGUCGAGUUCAUCACCGAAAUGACACACCGAGCGAUGGAAAUCGGCCGUACUGGGCGUGUGCAGGUCGAGGAUAUUGUGUUUCUGGUGCGCAAGAACUCGCGGAAGUAUGCUCGCGUGAAGGAUCUGCUGACGAUGAACGAGGAGCUGAAGCGGGCACGCAAGGCGUUCGACGAGAUCAAGUACGCUGGUGCGGAAGCAAAGCUGAAGUAA
This is a messenger RNA of Anopheles coluzzii, 402 nucleotides long. RefSeq names its product transcription initiation factor TFIID subunit 13 (gene Taf13). Gene Ontology annotation, molecular function: protein heterodimerization activity. The coding region runs from base 1 to 402 and encodes 133 amino acids. The record is from RefSeq and is a predicted model, not a curated record. The transcript is spliced from 2 exons. Gene Ontology annotation, cellular component: transcription factor TFIID complex. Lineage: Eukaryota; Metazoa; Arthropoda; Insecta; Diptera; Culicidae. Gene Ontology annotation, biological process: transcription by RNA polymerase II.